UUGAAAAUGUUGAAAAAAGCUUACUUGUUGAUCCAGAUAAUGAAUUGGCUGCUGAUGAGCUUCAACAAAUACUGGAUAUAUUUGAGGAAGAAAAAAUAGAUAUACAUCAACAAUUUAAUGAUAAUGAUUUUAUUCAAGGUGUUACAAAAAUAGAACAAGUAGAAAAUGAUGUUAUAACACAACUCUUAACCAGAAAAGAACAGUUGGAUAUUCUGUGCAAUGCUCUAAAAAUUGUUAAUAAGAGAAAUGAUGAUGGUGAGAUCACAAUGAGGUCUUUAUAUAAGCUUCAAUCACAUAUUCAGGAGGAAGUUCGAAAGGAAGAAGCUGAAAAACAAGUCCAAUCUACACUGGAUCAAUUCUUGUCAAGACCUGAACAGUAA
Molecule: messenger RNA, 380 nt
Organism: Dentiscutata heterogama
Lineage: Eukaryota; Fungi; Glomeromycota; Glomeromycetes; Diversisporales; Gigasporaceae
Source: the annotation of a GenBank genome assembly